AUGGGUGUGAUCGCGGAGCGAGUGGUUAUUUCAGACGCAGUGCCUCAGUCACUGAUCGCCGCUCUCGCGCAAAGCGACUCUUUCAACAACGGCGAUCGCCCGGCGAAGCGGCGUAAGGUCACCAAAUCAGGCCCUUACAGUUUAUCUCAACAGAGAGGCGUCUCUGCCAGCGGGACUCCUUUAGGCUAUAUUCCGUUGGCGCGACUGGCACUGCGCAUGAGCUUUUCCGAUGACCCUGAGUUAAAUGAUGUGAUACCCUCCGAUUCGACAGCAACCCCCUGUUCUCUCCCCGUGCUCGUGGAAAUCAGAAGCGUUGGCGCCAGCCAUGACGACUCGAAUAAAAGUACAGCACAGGACAAACCCUACCACAGAUCCUGGUCACUCGAGCUACGGGCGAUCGAUACGGAAAGAACUGACUUCUUGAAACAACAAUUCAAUGAUCUUCAGCAGUCCAGUUUCUUCCAACAACUUGAGCAUGCCACCAGGCUGACUUCGGCGGACCGGCACUUCAGUCGCGGUCCCCCGAGGGCAUGCUACCAAGCUUCAAUACGUCCUUUGCCCGAAUACAAAUGCCUUCAGCUAGAUGUUGUGAUCCUUUGGGAAGACUCUCUUGAACUUCCGGACUUUGUUCAUCUGCAAGAUCCGGUCCUGGAGGUAUUCGCAAAGUACGCACUGCAGGAGACUUACGAAUGCCCGAAAUCAUUGAGUGGCCAACGUGAGCAUCGUGAAAAUCUAUUGGGCUAUCCUCGAGGAUGGUCACCGCGUCAAUUCUACGAAAGCGUUCAUGUUCCGUCAGACACCAAAAGCUCAUCCGCAGAGAUCCACUGCCCCGGUCUUGCGUGUCAACUGUUCCCCUUCCAGCGAAGAGCCGUUCGAUGGCUUCUGCGGCGAGAAGGUGUGGAGCUUCAGAAUGACGGAACGAUUACUUCGACAGAGAGACCCCCACGCGACGGCCUCCCGGCGUCAUUCAAGGGAAUGAAAGAUGCUGAUGGAAAUACCUGCUACUUCAGUCAACUGUUCAUGACUAUCACCACCAAUAUCCAUCAUUGGUCUGAUGCUGCAGAUCAUUUGAGGGGCGGCAUUCUCGCUGAAGAGAUGGGGCUGGGAAAAACCGUGGAGAUGAUUGCAUUGAUAAAUUUGAAUAGACGACUCGUCGAUGACGAUGUGAAAUUUGACCCCGACGAACAAUGGAAACAAGAAAUUGAGCAGCAUGCUCCUGGUCUGCGCGUGCACCAUUAUACCGGCAUCAAACGAGGACAAGAAAAGUCCGAUGAUCUGAUAAUAGAAGAGGUUGCAGACUUUGAUGUCGUUCUUACUACCUACAAUGUCAUCUCCCGGGAGAUUCACUACGCCGGUGCAGCUCCGAAGCGAAGCCUUCGCCAUGAAAAGAGAUUCGAGCCGCGUAAGACGCCGCUGGUUCGCAUUUUGUGGUGGCGUGUUUGCCUGGAUGAAGCCCAAAUGAUCGAGAGUGGUGUCAGCAAUGCCGCCAAAGUCGCCCGCUUGAUUCCGCGAGAGAAUGCUUGGGCUGUGACGGGCACGCCUCUCCGCAAAAAUAUCGAUGAUUUGUUUGGUCUUUUGCUCUUCCUCCACUACAGACCAUUUUGUGACUCGAGUACUGUAUGGAAAAGGCUGUUCUCCCGCUUUGGGCCGGUUCUCGCCAACAUCAUCAAUGCAAUCGCACUCAGACACAGCAAGGAUCGUGUGCGAGAUGAACUUCGCCUACCACCACAGAAGCGUGUAGUGAUCACCACUCCAUUUACUGCGAUUGAAGAGCAGCAUUAUGGACAGCUCUUCGAGGAGAUGUGCGAGCAAUGUGGUCUUGAGGCAUCAGGAGCACCUCUUCGGGACGACUGGAAUCCAGAAGAUCCGGGGACCGUGGAGAAAAUGCGUACUUGGUUGACACGACUCCGCCAGACAUGUCUUCAUCCCGAGGUCAGUGGGAGCAACCGUCGAGCCUUGGGCGCAGCAAACGGCCCUUUGCGGACUGUCGAUGAAGUUCUCGAGGUGAUGGUUGAAAACACUGAUACCUCUAUUCGCACCGAGGAGCGAACGCUCCUACUGUCUCAACUUCGCCGAGGCCAGCUCCUAGAAAAUGCAAAACGCCGGAAGGAAUCCCUAGCAAUUUGGCAGACUGCUUUGAAAUAUUCCACGGAGUUGGUGGAGGACAGUCGAAAACAGCUGCGGCUGCAGCGCCUACAAAGCAAGGACGACAGUCCCAGUAAUGGCGCAGGCUCUACCGACAUGGUCGAUUUGAGUGAUAAGGACAACGAAGAGGUGGAUAAGAACAGCCGCAUUGGUCAAUGUCGCCUCAGACUCCGUGCUGCUCUUGAAGUUCAGCAUAUUGCCGUCUUUUUCACCGCGAACGCCUACUACCAGAUCAAAUCCGAUCCGAAUCUCACCCGACCGGACUCUGAAGAGUUCAAAGAGCUCGAGAAGAAGGAAGAAGAAGGCUAUGAGGCUGCAAAGCUGAUUCGGAAGGAGAUGUUGACAGACAUUUCCCGAAAGGUCGAGCGUUACAUGAAGAUCAUCGAGGAGAAAACACAGCAAAAGCAAUUCGUGCAGAUCCCAAGAUUGGAACCCCACCUCUACAACAGGGGACUUGUCUCAUAUCGUCUGAUAAACAAGUUCGAAGAUCUUUGCGAUGCCCUGAACAAGCACGCGGCGCAGUACAACGAAUGGCGAGAUGUCAUGAUACGACUUGUUUCUCAGUCCCUUAUCGACCAAGAGGAGGAUGCUGAGCUGGAGGGCAAUGAAUAUGAGCGGUCGACAAAGCAUCAAGAUGAGAUGUAUGUCUACAUGGAAGCUCUUCGGUCCAUGUAUGCUGAUCGCCACGACGCACUUACCGGCCAGAAGAACAUUCUGAUCUCCCACGAGGUCAAAUUGGGCAUAAUUCAGGCACAAAAGGGCGAAGGUCCUUCUCCGGAGCUAUUCUUGCGCAUAAUGAACACUCGCAGUGAGCUCAUGCCUGACCCUGAGCUGGGAUCUCUCCGGGGUAUUGUCAGUGAGCUCCGCAGUUUAGUGACUUCUCUUGAAUGGCAAGCGGGCGAGGGGAACUCGCGUGUCAAUUCUGAGCUCGAGAUAGUCGGAAUGGUUUUGAAGAAUGCUGGGCAGAUGAUUUCUGAACAGCUCAAAGUGUCUUCCAGCCUCGAAAGAGAGGUGGAAAUGUUCCGUGACACCAUGAACAACCGUUUGGAGUAUUACCGCCAUCUACAACAAAUUUCGGAUACGGUAGCUCCGUACGAUGAAGAGAACGCGGGAAAGCCUAUGGAUGAAGAUUUUUUUGCCUCUAAAUUGGCGCAAGAAGAGGCCCUUGAAAAGAAGAUUGCGUCUUUGAAGUCCAAGAGGCGCUAUCUCAUUCAUCUGCGAGAUGAAUCAGGCUCAGAGGAUACCUCUAGAAUCUGCAUUAUUUGCCAAUCAAGCUUUGAAGUCGGCGUCUUGACCAAUGCCAUCUACAGCGAUAUCAGCUCUGGGCUUCUGAAGGAGAUCAAAAUGAUUGAUCUCAAUGGCUCAUUUGGCACCAAGAUCGAUACCCUCGCCCGACAUGUCCUGUGGCUGCGAGAGCAUGAUCCUGGAGCCAAGUCGAUUGUCUUCUCGCAGUACAAAAACUUCUUGACAGUCCUACAAAGGGCCUUUCAGCGCUUCGGAAUUAUCAGCAGCAGCGUCGAUGCUCCAGGUGGCAUCGAGAAAUUCAAGAAGGACCCUGCGGUUGAAUGCUUCUUGUUGCACGGAAAAGCCCAGUCGUCUGGAUUGACUUUGAUCAAUGCUACUCAUGUGUUCCUAUGUGAGCCUUUAAUCAACACGGCUAUCGAACUUCAAGCUAUCGCUCGAGUACAUCGAAUUGGCCAACAUCGCCCCACAACUGUGUGGAUGUAUCUCGUCUCCGGCACUGUGGAGGAGUCCAUCUACGAGCUGUCGGUCGCUCGUCGGCUAAAUCACAUCAUAGAGAAGGAGAAGCAGGAGAAGAACACCCGUCUGAAGAUUGCAGUCGAUGGUGAUGACACACUGAUUGACGAUCUCACGGAAACAGCCAUCGAUUCCGCCAACUCCAUGGAAAUGCAGGACGCAAGUCUGAAUAAUCUGAUGACUAGUGGCUCUUCGGGUGGAGAAAUGGUCAAGAAGGAUGAUCUCUGGCAGUGCCUUUUUGGAAAUUCCACCCAAAAAGACAGUCAUGGCCACUCCACCGAGGCAGAAAGAGAGGUUGGCCGAUUCUUGCGAGGCGAAGCUGCCGAGCAGAGACGCGAUGACAUGACGAAUUGA
This is a messenger RNA of Penicillium maclennaniae, 4257 nucleotides long. RefSeq lists its product as uncharacterized. The transcript is spliced from 7 exons. Gene Ontology annotation, biological process: DNA damage response; protein polyubiquitination. Bases 1 to 4257 code for a protein of 1418 amino acids. Gene Ontology annotation, molecular function: ATP binding; ATP-dependent chromatin remodeler activity; ubiquitin protein ligase activity. The record is from RefSeq and is a predicted model, not a curated record. Gene Ontology annotation, cellular component: nucleus. Lineage: Eukaryota; Fungi; Ascomycota; Eurotiomycetes; Eurotiales; Aspergillaceae.